GCAAAAGAGUAACAUGGUCGAAAUCUGAAAUCUGGUUUUAUGGAAGAUACUUUGAUGACCCACAACCCAAAAACUUGAAAAAUGGUAAAUUAAUUCAGAGGAACUCCUUACUUCGUUAUGUUGUACAUUUUAUAACUCAGGUAAUUACAAUUCUUAACAGGUCUAAUCCGAUAAGUCUGAUUGUAAUUCAUAAUAGUGUUCCAUAUUCUUAA
Amoebophrya sp. A25 is the source of this 212-nucleotide messenger RNA. The record is from the annotation of a GenBank genome assembly. NCBI's taxonomy places the organism in Eukaryota, Dinophyceae, Syndiniales, Amoebophryaceae.